UUUCUCUUUCAUUAUGUCCCGCCUUUAGUUAAGUCUUUGUUGUCUUGCUUUUAAGAAGCUUUUUCUCCUCUCCGUGACACUACUAAACGUUCCUCAAUUAAGAAGUUACAAUAUGGAGAAAAUUUUGAAGAAGCAUUUCGUUCUAGUUCAUGGAUUUUGCCUUGGCGCUUGGUGCUGGUACAAACUUGUCAACCUUUUGCAAAAGGCUGAUCACAAAGUUUCUUCUUUAGACCUUGGUGCUUCUGGGGUUAAUAUGAAACAACUCAAAGAAAUUGUUUCGAUAUCAGAUUACGUUAAGCCAUUGAUAGAUUUUAUGGUCUCUUUGCCUCAUGAUGAAAAGGUUAUUUUGGUGGGUCAUAGUUAUGGGGGCCUUUGCAUUUCUCUUGCAAUGGAAGCUUUCCCUCAGAAAAUCUCAGCAGCAGUUUUCAUUACUGCUUAUAUGCCCAAUCAUAAAGAUCCGCCUGCACUUCUUAUUCAAGAGUUCUUUAGGAGGACUUCAAUGGAGUCACUCAUAGAUUGUCAUUUGACAUUCGACCAAGGAAUGGAAAAUCCACCAACAUCAGCUAUUUUUGGCUCACAAUACAUGCAAGCUAACCUUUACAAACAUUGCCAAACAGAGGACUUGGAAUUGGCAAAAAUGUUGAUAAGACCAGGUAAGUUUUUCACAGAAGAUAUGUCAAAGGAAGGGCUGCUGACACAAGAGAAAUAUGGGUCGGUGAGAAGAGUUUACGUGUUGUGCCAAGAUGAUUCAAUCAUGGAAGAAGAAUUCCAAAUAUAUAAUAUUCAGAAGAGCCCUCCAAAUGAAGUCAAAUCCAUUGCCAAAGCUGGCCAUAUGGUCAUGAUAUCCCAACCUAAGAAGCUUUCUCUCUGUCUGCAGGAAAUUGCUGACAAUUAUCAUUGAAUUAACUUUUUUUAAAUACCCUUAUAUAUAUUUUGAGUAUUGGAUGUGUGAACAAAAGUCCCACAUUGGUAGCUGAAAAGAUUGGGAGCCUACAUGUAAGGUGUAGGGAUCUCUUAAUGGUGCGAGGCAUUUUGGGGAAAACCGUACGGGCUUAGCCCAAAGCGGACAAUAUCACACUAUGUUAAGAGUGUCUUUGGACUGGUUGAGCCCAACAACGGGUAUCAGAGCCCAGGUUAGGCGGGACGAGUAUGGAGAUCGCUGAAGUGAUGGUGCGGGGCGCUGUGCACUAGAAGAAGAAGCUAGUUGCGGGAUUCGGUUGCCAUAAUACUCUAACAAUGUGGGUGGCUAUAACGAUCCGAAUGGUCGUUUUGAGUAUUGUAGCCUCGUUCCCCUAUUUAUCAUUUCUUCUAUGUUAAUUUGUGGUUAUGUAACUUACCGGGAUGCUUGGUUUGGCUUCGGGUGAGUUUCGGAGUGAAUUAAGACACUUAGUCCCAAGGUUGAAAGCUUAAGUAGGAAGAGUUGAUGGGGUUUUAUUUUUGUGUAGACGACUCCAGAAUGAAGUUUUGAUAGUUCCAAUAGUUUCGUAUGGUGAUUUUGGAUUUAAGCGUAUGGCCGGAUGUUGAAUUAGAGGUUUGUUGGUUGCUUUGGUGCCUUUUGGCGGAAGUUAGAAAGUAGAAGGUUUGGAAGGUUGAUAGGUUUGAUCGAAAGUUGACUAUAUCGAUAUCGACUUCGGAUUACGGUUCCGAGAGUUCGUAUAAGUCCGUUGUGUCAUUUUGGACUUACACACAAAAUUUGAGCUCAUUCGUAGUUGGUUUGAUGUGAUUCAGCAUUAGUUCUAGAAGUUGAAUAUUCAUUGAUUCAAUAGGCUUAAAUUGGGGUGCGA
This is a messenger RNA of Nicotiana tabacum (common tobacco), 1784 nucleotides long. The record is from RefSeq and is a predicted model, not a curated record. Lineage: Eukaryota; Viridiplantae; Streptophyta; Magnoliopsida; Solanales; Solanaceae.